UGUUCAAGAAAACAAUUUGCGAAAAAAAAAACCUCGGAGUUUCUCUUUUGAUCAUCACAUUCAUUCGAUCUCUACCAAGCCAAAACUCGAAUACCCUUUUGCCGAAAAGCCCCCAAAAGAAGAAAUUUCCUGUUUUUUGAUCGUUCUUCGGUUGGCAAACAGUGGUUUCCUUUCUGGGUUGUUUCUGUUUUUCUGGGUUUUGCUUUGUCGCGGUGAUUAUGGGAAGUUCGAGAAGAAGAGGACAAGGCGUUUUUGCUGAUCAAGAAGGUUAUAUGGUGAGAUCAAAAAAUUACAGAAGAUCAUCUCAAGAAACUUGGCAAGUGCCUUCAUGGGAAAAGAAAUUCUGCUUUUCUGUUGGUUCAGUUCCAUGGGGAAAGCUCUUGGAAACCAAGAAGUAUAUCUAUCUCUACGACAGCGUCGUUAAGUGGAAUGAUUCUGCUGGUGAAGAGGCUUUCAACAAUGCGAAGAGCAGGUUUUGGGCGAAGAUCAAUGGCCUUCCAUGUGACAUAUCAUCGCCUGAUCCAGAUAUCUACAUUGAUGACAUAGACUGGGAUGCCAGCAUUGAUCCCGAGCUCUUUUUGGACUUGGAAAGAGAGCCUGAACCCUCCGAUGAAAGUAACCAAGGUGAGAGGGUUCUGAUUCUAGGUGAUUCCCACAUCGAUCAGCCCUUUUCGUGCACUGGAUGGGGUGACGCCGAAGAGGUUUUUCAGAAAGGUAACGAAGCUCAGAACCCUGGAGGAACUGAUGAUCAGAAAAAUCCGUGGGAACAGAGUUGUGAAUGGGGAAACAAAGACAUUAGGGGUGAUCAACAAGGAUGGGGUCACAACUCGAAUGGAUGGGGUAAGGGGUUCGAUCACUGGGGGAACAACUAUGGCAACUCAGGAAGAGUUUAUGGAGAUCAUUGGGGAACAUUGGGCACACAUAAUUGGAACAAAGAUGGCUCUGGUUGGAACAAUUCAAGGUAUAAAGCCUCGAGAUUUCCCGGUGAUGACUAUCGGACGGCGGAUCAUGGGUGGAGAGACAGUUCAGGAAGAAGGAAAGGGGUGAAUGUUGCAUAUGAGAAACACGCUUUGAGGCAGUGGAACGUGAAAUCCUCCGCUCCAGUCGUGUAGAUGCUGGAGCAAGUCAGUUUUGCAAAGAGGGUAACAACACAUUUUCGAUAUAUUGGAUUUGUUUUACAUUCUUUGGUUGUUUAGUACAGAAAAAAAAAAAAAAAGGAAGUGGUAAUAUAUAGAAGUUUUGAGCAAGUUUAGGAAAUUAUAUAUAAGCUUGUUGGCAGACUCCACGGCAGGCAAUUUUGGUGCUUCAUUUUUUUUGUGUCGGUUGUAGAAUAUGAUACGACGACAAUUAUUUUAUUGCUAGUGAGUAUUGUAUUUAUUUAUUUAUUUUUAUAAAUUCUACUACGCGUUAUGUAAAUAUUAGAGUGUGCAGAACAAGCAUGUAAUGGGAUACUUGGUAAAGUAAUGAAAGUAUAUAUUUUGCCCCAA
This is a messenger RNA of Morus notabilis, 1487 nucleotides long. RefSeq lists its product as uncharacterized. Lineage: Eukaryota; Viridiplantae; Streptophyta; Magnoliopsida; Rosales; Moraceae. The transcript has 2 exons. The coding region runs from base 219 to 1112 and encodes 297 amino acids. The record is from RefSeq and is a predicted model, not a curated record.